Messenger RNA from Triticum aestivum (bread wheat), 1733 nucleotides. Its product is annotated as mitogen-activated protein kinase kinase 9-like. Gene Ontology annotation, cellular component: cytoplasm. Lineage: Eukaryota; Viridiplantae; Streptophyta; Magnoliopsida; Poales; Poaceae. Gene Ontology annotation, biological process: protein phosphorylation. Bases 261 to 1520 code for a protein of 419 amino acids. The transcript has a single exon. The record is from RefSeq and is a predicted model, not a curated record. Gene Ontology annotation, molecular function: ATP binding; protein serine/threonine kinase activity.
ACUUAUGUUUUUCGAUAUAUUUGUACUAAAAGUUUAGGCACGCUUUUUUUGGAUAGAAAUAAAUGUGGACCAAAAGUAGAAGGGGGCAUUUUCCACGUGACACGGCAUGCAGCUCAUGUGCUGUGCACAGCACAGGUCGGCCCUGCGCCGUUCACGCGCGGAAGCACAGCCUGUGAAUGAAAGAGUAAGUAACAAAACUGGAAAAGUGGAACGCGACAAUCGUGAGCUGUGGACUGCGCCACGGUUUGGUUUGAACGACGAUGACGACGGACGGCUCUUUCCUUCCUUGGUCUCUACUCCAAGUCGCUUUCCAACUCCGAUCCCUCCUCCUCUCUCCGACACUCGGUCCACCGCUGGCAGUCGCUGGCAGGUGGUCCCCGUGGACUCCUGUCCUUGCCUGCGGGCCGCUAAAGACGGAACAAGAACGGGCCGGGCGCGUCCGGCCGAGCUAUAGCUGCUUCUGGAAAAAACCGCUGGCCCGCGUCCGCAUGGCGCCCGGCGGCACGAUGCCCCCGUGCGCGCCCCACCUCAUGUUCCGCCGCCCGGGCCUCGCCGCGCCUGCGCCUCACGCCGUCGUGCCGCCGCCUGCCGCCGCUGGCAUGGACAAGGAGGACGGGGAGCGCCGGCUGAGGCUGUCCGACCUGGAGUGGCUGGCCGACCUCGGCGAGGGCGCGAGCGGGGUGGUGACCAAGGUGCGCCUCCGCGGCACCGCCGGCCCCGCGUUCGCGCUCAAGGUCGCGCACUACCCCGACGACACCGACGCGGGGAGGGAGCAGGACGAGGUGCUCCGCCGCGCGUGCGGGGCCGGGCCGCCGUCGCCGUACGUGGUGCGCUGCCACGCCGUCCUCCGCGGCGAAGGCGGCGAGCCCGCGUGCCUCCUCGAGCUCAUGGACGCCGGGUCGCUCCACGACGUCCUCCGCCGCCGGGGCGGCCUCCCUGAGCCCGCGCUCGCCGAGGUGGCCGCGCGCUGCGCCCUCGGGCUCGCGCACCUCCACGCGCGCGGCGUCGCGCACCUCGACCUCAAGCCCGACAACCUGCUCGCCAGCGCCCGCGGGGACGUCAAGAUCGCCGACUUCGGCGUCUCGCGGAUCUUCUCCCGCGCCGACGGCCAUCAGCGCUCUACCCGGGUCUCCGUCGCCGUCGGGACCACAGCGUACAUGAGCCCCGAGCGGUUCGCGCCUAACGCCCAGGCCGGCCCGCGCGGGGCCUGCGCCGCCGACGUCUGGAGCCUCGGCGUCACCGUCCUGGAGCUCUUCUUGGGGCACCGCCCUGUCCUGCCUGCCGAACGGACGCCGUCCUGGAAGAUGCUCAAGGAGGCCAUCUGCUACGGCGAUCCUCCGUCGGUGCCGGACAGCGCGUCGGCGUCGGCGGAGCUGCGCGGGUUCGUGGCCGCGUGCGUGCAGAAGGAUCCCCGGAGGCGUGCCACGGUGCCGCAGCUGCUCGCGCACCCGUUCGUGGCCCGCCGGGACGUGGAGGCAUCGCGCCGCGCGCUACUAGAGAUUAUCGUGGAGACCAUAUAGGAUAUCGGGACAGAGACAAGAUCAAUUGUAUUCUUGAGAUGAACUCUAUUACUGUUGUUCUUUUUGAGUUAUUUGUAGCUAGAUUAUGGUGAAGAUCUCUUUCAUCAACCUGAACUUUUAGACAAGCUAGGUACUCUCUCUUUUUUUGGGAGGGAAAACAGAGUUUUAUUCCGGAGGCAAGAGCACUAGAGACCCAUAAACUUGCGUUGGAUG